AUGAAUAGAGGAGGUGGUGUGGUUGAGCAAAUGAUGGGUUCCGGGAACCCUAACUGCUGGAACUCUCCUUCUUCUGAUUUCUUGUCAUACUCCUCCACUACUAAUACUCCUUCUUCAUACACCAACUUUCUUCUGAAUCCACCACCACCAUAUGUACCUCAUCCUCCCACUUCUUACUGGCAUGAACAUGAGCAUGAGCAUCACAAUAAUACUAAUCCAGAGCUUCCCGUGGUGGGAGAAGAAGAGAAUGGUAGAGGUAUAUGGCAGCAUCAUGCAUCAGAGCUUGAUGAUGUGAAGCAAGAAAGGUCCGUAGAGAGCAGUUAUGUGUACGGUGAUGGAAGUGCAGGGAAACCUAACUGGUCUCACAAUCAGAUGAUACUGCUUCCUCCUAAUGCUUCUUCUUCUUCCAAUUCUACUUCACCCAAAUCAUCAUGUGUCACCUUCACCACCAGCAUCUUGGACUUCUCCACCCAGCCCACGCUUCCUCCACCUCCACCUCCACCUCCAUCUUCCGCCGAGUGCAAUAGCAUCGCAGGUGGUGGAGCAUCGAAGAAAGCUAGGGUUCAACAGUCGACGUCUUCGGCGACGUUCAAGGUUAGGAAGGAGAAGUUAGGUGACAGAAUCGCAGCUCUCCAUCAACUCGUUUCCCCAUUUGGAAAGACUGACACUGCGUCUGUCUUAUUAGAAGCUAUUGGGUAUAUCAGAUUCCUUCAGAGUCAAAUUGAGGCCCUUAGCUUACCUUACUUGGUCAAUGGAUCACCAAACAUGAAACACCAAAAUCCUGUUCAAGGAGAGAAGAGUUGUUUAUUCCCUGAAGAUCCCGGUCAGCUGCUGAAUGAAAACUGCUUGAAGAAGAGGAAAGCAACUACUCAGCAGGAGGGUUCCCAGCAUCAAGAAGAAGCAAAGAAGGACCUGAGGAGUAGGGGGUUGUGUCUGGUUCCAGUGUCAUGCACACUGCAAGUUGGAAGUGACAAUGGAGCUGAUUAUUGGUCUCCUGCUUUUGGUGCUGGAGGAUUUCGAUAGAUCCAUCUAGCUGCUACUCUGAUCUCUGCUAUAAUUUAUCGGGGGUAACAUAUAUAUAUAUAUAUACAAAGAUAUGUAUAUGGAACCACGUUGAGACGAAAAUUCAUGAAUUUGUACAACAUCACGAGCAGUCAAUCUGCUACAAAAUCUAAGGCUGAUUGCUCAUGAUGCUAUACAACAUUCCUGAAUAAAUUGUGUACUUACCCUAUUUCAACCACUAGUUGCAAACCUUUGGUAACACUACUUAAUACAUCAUGGGAAUCGAGCUGUUAUUUUUA
Molecule: messenger RNA, 1301 nt
Organism: Arachis duranensis
Lineage: Eukaryota; Viridiplantae; Streptophyta; Magnoliopsida; Fabales; Fabaceae
Product: transcription factor bHLH68
Exons: 9
Coding region: 1-1023 (340 amino acids)
Biological process (GO): regulation of transcription by RNA polymerase II
Cellular component (GO): nucleus
Molecular function (GO): RNA polymerase II cis-regulatory region sequence-specific DNA binding; DNA-binding transcription factor activity, RNA polymerase II-specific; protein dimerization activity
Source: RefSeq, a predicted model, not a curated record